Messenger RNA from Maudiozyma saulgeensis, 1935 nucleotides. NCBI's taxonomy places the organism in Eukaryota, Fungi, Ascomycota, Saccharomycetes, Saccharomycetales, Saccharomycetaceae. The record is from the annotation of a GenBank genome assembly.
AUGGAUUUGUUAAAGAUUUUAGAUACAAAACCAGUUCCAACGAUUGUUGAUUCUCAAACUUUAGGAGCAUCAGGAAAUGUCUCUGGUGAUUAUUGGUUACCAACUACAAUGUGCUUAUAUCAAAAAGAAUUAACAGAUCAAAUUGUAUCAUUACAUUAUUCUGAUAUUUUAAGAUAUUUUGAAACUAUGGAUUAUAAAGCAGAUGUGGUUCUAGAAUCUAUGAGAACAAUGUGUUUAAAUAGUGAAUAUGUGGCAACACAUCCAUAUUUAUUAAUUAACCAUUAUAUGCCAAAAUCUCUAAUUACAAGAGAUAUUCCUGCUCAUUUAGCUGAAACUAGUGGGAAAUUUGUUGUAUUAAGAGAUUUAAUGAAUUUAGUUCAAAAAUAUGAAACAAACACAGCUAUUAUAUGUAGGCCAGGUAGAACUAUGGACUUAGUUGAAGCAUUACUAUUAGGUAAUAAAGUUAAUAUUAAAAGAUAUGAUGGAUCUUCAAUUAAAUCUAAACAAAAAAAACCAAAGACUUAUGCAUGUACGUGUCAUUUAUUCCCAUCUUCAUUGGUUAAUGGGAAAAAUUUUCAAAUAACUAUAUCUGAUCAAUUUGAUAUGGUAAUAAGUGUUGAUCCGUCAGUUGAUACAGAUGCAACACAUAUUCAAAAGAUUUUAAAACAUUCCAGAUCUGGUAAGGGUCCCGAUGCAAGAGCACCUAUUGUCAGACUGAUUAGUAUCAAUUCUGUCGAUCAUUGUAAUAUUUAUUUCAGUAAAAGAUACCCUAAGGAUUCUACUGAGUUACUAUCUAAAAUCACGGCAGGUGUUGUGGUUCUUAGAGAUAGAGUUGGAACUUUACCUCCAGAUUUGAGACCUAUAUACUCUCAACAUUUAAACUAUCUUGUAGAAUGGUUAGAAGAUUCAAAUUUACCUUGGCCAUUACCUGAUGUAUAUCCAAUCAAAAAAUAUAAUCCAAUGGAUGUAGAACGUUCAUUAUUAAGUGAAGUUAAGUUUAACCAAGUGGAAGAUUUGGAUGCUAUAUUUAAUACAAAUUCUAAGAAACGUGGUAGACAUAAAGAUCGUCAUGGAGAUGGUUCUUAUAACCAUAAGAAUAAAUCCUAUUAUGAAUUAAAGAGAUUAAAGAAUGAUUAUUCAACGAAUCCAACAAAACAAGGUAUGAAACAACUUACUGGUAUCACCACAGCUGGUGAAGAAGAUUCUGUUAAUUAUCAUUUGGUAAGUGGUAUUCUGACACAUAAAUUAAUUCAAUCUAUCGGUCAAGUAUAUUACGAUAUUGAAAGACAAGUUGAUGAAUUGAAUGAUUAUGACAGUAUGAGUUUAAUUGAAGAUGAUCACGUUAACUUUUAUACUAAAGAACGCGAUUCAAUAAAUAUUAAAUUACAAGAUUUCAAUAAAUUGAUUGAAAAAUUUAAUGAGGAUUCAAAAAAUUUAGAAUUAUCCAAUAAUAAGAAUUUUGAUACAGUCCAGAAAAUGGAAGGAACAUACGCAACAUCUUUGGCCAAUUUUGAAUGUAAAAGCGACUUAGAUAGAAAAUUGAAACAUCUCAUCAUAGAGAAGAAAUCUUUAUUAGAAGAACUGGAGAGAGAAGAAAGACAGAAGGAAUCUAAAUUGAAAGAAAAAGAAUACAUGACUUUAGAAAUUAAAAGAGCCAACGAAGCUGUUACUACAUCAAUUGUAGAGAUAAAUAAUUUAAAAACUGAAUCUGAGACUAUUCAGAAUACCAUACGGGCUAAAUUUGAAAAAGAUUCUAUAACCGAAUCAGAUGUAAAUAUUAGAAUCGAUAAAUUGAAGGAAGAACUGAAGGAAGAAGAGAAAUACCAUGAUGAAUUAGAAGGUAAGCUCUCUAAUUUAAUAAAAAAACUGCAUCAAGUACCAACUACACGAGUACGAUCUACAAAUACCACAAAAAACAAAGGUAGACGGAAAUAG